GUAUCUUCAUCUCUCCAUCCAGGGAACCAGGCUUUGCCAUUUGGGAAGUGAAAAAAAAAAAAAAACCCAACUGCAAACAGCGGCAACUGAUCUAGCCUUUAUCUCCUUCUCCAAACCCCCAUUCUCCCAAAACAGAACCAUCAAUCUCUUCCUUCACUCAUUCUAACCCUUCAGGUUGAAAUCACAGCAAGCAAGCCCUCUAAGCUCUGCGAGGAGCAAUGGCGAAGGGGUCCUCAGUACAAGCUCUAUACGAGCUCUGCAGGAGGACCUUCACCUCCUCCUCCGCCGCCUCCGCAUCUCCUCAGGCAAUCCGCAAGAUCUCUGCUCUCAUGGAUACAAUAACUCCAGAAGAAGUAGGACUUGGAGAUGGAUUGGAUGAUGACAGAGGACUUGGUUUUUUUGGAUCGAGUCCCUUCAAUAAUCCAAAUAGGACAGCUCGAUGGGCUCAGCCAAUAACGUACUUGCAUAUAUAUGAAUGUGAUAGCUUUACUAUUGGUAUAUUCUGUCUGCCAACUUCAUCAGUUAUUCCACUUCAUGAUCAUCCCGGGAUGACUGUUUUGAGCAAGAUUCUGUAUGGCUCCAUGCAUGUGAAAGCAUAUGAUUGGACAGAACCAUCCUUCAUAGCAAGAAGCGGCAAUUCAAAAAAUAAUCCUGUGCGAUUGGGAAAGCUACAAAAGGAUACCGUCCUGACAGCCCCAUGUCCAACCACAGUUCUGUACCCCAAAACAGGAGGCAAUCUGCACUGCUUCACUGCAGUCACUUCUUGUGCCGUGCUCGAUGUUCUCGCCCCACCAUAUUCUGAAGUUGCUGGUCGGAACUGUACUUACUAUCAUGAUUAUCCAUACUCAAGCUUCUCAACUGGAGAAGAACCUGUGCAACCUGAUAAAGGAGAGGAUCAUGCGUGGCUUGAAGCCAUUGAAGCCCCUGACCUCUACAUGCGAUCCGGUGCAUAUACUGGUCCAGCUGUACAGGGAGAGUUGUGCUUUCCAGGAUCGUGCACUAUAAUUUAGUUACGCAGCCUCUAUAAUGGAUAUUUGGGGGUGUCAGCUUCAAUCUGUCCUCAACGAAGCAAUACAGAAGAGAAGAUUUUGUAGUCGGAGUAUGUGCAUCUCUAGUCAGUUGAAGCUGUGAGGACAAGAGGAAAAUUUGGAUGCCGUAAUCAAGAAGCUGAAACUUUGAGGGACUCUUGAUUUUCAGGCAGUUUUGCUUUGCUGUAUACAUUUGUUUAACUUGAUCUUCAUAUUAUGUUCCGUGUUACUGAUUUUGCCAGGGGAACAAGCUUUUCAUAUGGAGGUUUUGAUGUAAAAUUUAGAUCACAAUUUACAUAUCUGUAUCUGCCAUCUCUGUAUCAAAUAAUUAUAGGGGAGUUUUUCUCAAGAAUUGUUAUAAGCAAAAGUUAGAAGUUUAUGUGAGUUAA
Asparagus officinalis (garden asparagus) is the source of this 1417-nucleotide messenger RNA. Its product is annotated as plant cysteine oxidase 3. The record is from RefSeq and is a predicted model, not a curated record. Gene Ontology annotation, molecular function: oxidoreductase activity, acting on single donors with incorporation of molecular oxygen, incorporation of two atoms of oxygen. Lineage: Eukaryota; Viridiplantae; Streptophyta; Magnoliopsida; Asparagales; Asparagaceae. The coding region runs from base 219 to 1010 and encodes 263 amino acids. The transcript is spliced from 6 exons.